Messenger RNA from Carya illinoinensis, 3159 nucleotides. RefSeq names its product putative disease resistance RPP13-like protein 1. The record is from RefSeq and is a predicted model, not a curated record. Bases 1 to 3045 code for a protein of 1014 amino acids. The transcript has 2 exons. Lineage: Eukaryota; Viridiplantae; Streptophyta; Magnoliopsida; Fagales; Juglandaceae. Gene Ontology annotation, molecular function: protein binding; ADP binding.
AUGUCCAUAUUUACCCAGCAUGCCUUGGGGGCGGAAGACUUUUCUUCGCAUGCACACCUCAAAGACAUUGGUUUGGAAAUCGUUCGAAAAUGUAAAGGCUUGCCUUUAGCGGUGAAAACCCUUGGAGGCCUCUUACGACGUUCAAUGCAGGACCGUGAUGAGUGGGAGGAAGUAUUGAAAAGCGAUAUAUGGGAUAUUCCACAGGAGAAAAGUGGAAUCGUUCCAGCUCUUAUGUUGAGCUACUAUCAUCUCCCCUCGCAUUUGAAGAGAUGCUUUGCGUACUGUUCUAUACUCCCUAAAGAUUAUGAAUUUGAGGAGAAGCAGAUGGUUCUAUUAUGGAUGGCAGAAGGCUUGAUUCAAUCACGACAAAAGGGAAAAGAAAUGGAAGAUUUGGGUGCAGACUAUUUUCGCGAUUUGUUGUCAAGGUCAUUUUUCCAACAAUCCAACAACAAGAAAUCUCGAUUUGUAAUGCAUGACCUCAUCAACGAUUUGGCUAAAUCGGCUGCUGGAAUUACAUGCUUUAGAAUGGAAGAUAGAGUUGAGGGUAGUAAACAAGGGAGUAUUUUUAAAAAGGCUCGCCAUUUGUCUUACCUUGGUGACCAUUUGGAUGGCUUUAAAAGAUUUGAGGCCUUUUCCGAACUCAUAUGUUUACGUACCUUCUUACCUCUAAUGUUGCCAUCUCCUGGGUAUUGUCAUUUGACCAGUUAUGUUUCUCUUGAAUUGGUUCCAACAUUACGAUGCUUGAGGGUGCUCUCUUUGAAUGGUUACCGAAUAACCAAGAUAUCAGAUUCAAUUGGUGAUCUGAUACAUCUACGGUAUCUUGACCUUUCUCGCACUUGCAUCACCAACUUGCCCGAAUCAAUGACGACUCUUUACAAUUUACAAACAUUGUUGUUAGAAGAUUGUGAAUAUCUAGAGGAACUACCUUCAAUAUUUGGGAACCUGGUCAACUUACGCCACCUCAAUAUUUUAAAAGCAGCAUCACUAAAAGCAAUGCCUUUGCAUAUAGGUAAAUUAACUUGUCUUCGAACGUUGUCUAAUUUUAUUGUGGGAAAAGAUUGUUGCUCGGGGUUGAAGGAGAUUGGAUCUUUGUCUCAUCUUCAAGGGACACUCUGCAUUUCAAGAUUGGAGAACGUGAUUGAGCCAAAGGAUGCAAGGGACAUGAAUUUAAGUGGUAAGCCCAAGCUUGAUGGGUUGUCAUUCGGAUGGAGUGAAGACAUUGAUGACUCAAAGGACAGAACAAGUGAAAAUGAGUUUCUUAACAUGUUAUUGCCUCACAAUGUUUUGAAAGUACUCACCAUUAGGUGUUAUAGGGGUACAGAAUUUCCGACUUGGUUAAACCGUCCUUUGCUUCCUAAUCUGGUGUCUUUGACUAUUGAAAAUUGUAAACAGUGCACAUCAUUACCGCCAUUGUGGAAACUGCCAUCACUCAGACUCCUUUCGAUCGAGGGUAUGGCUAGCAUGAAGAGUAUUGGUCCUGAAAUUUGUGGGGAUGGUUCAUCACAACCUUUUAGAUCCUUGGAGACUCUGAAUUUCAACAAUAUGGUGGAGUGGGAGAACUGGAGUCCUUGUGAGGCAUUCCCAAAAUUACGCGAACUCUCUAUCAAAAAUUGUCCCAAGCUGUUUGGAAAUUUACCAAACCAUCUUCCUUCACUUGAAAAUGUUGAGAUAGAGAGAUGCUGGAAUUUAGUGGUCUCAGUUUCGAGCUUUCCAGAUCGAUGCAAAAUAAAAUUUGAGGGAUCAGAAGGGGUGGUGUGCGGAAGAGAAGUUGAUUUUAGCUCGAUAAAUUUUGAUAAUCUUUCAACAAUUUCAGAAUUUGAGUCUCGAAUGAAAGUGCUAAUUAAGAUGGGUGGGCUGGCGAAUGUACAAAACUUAACGGUUAAUGGAUGCAUGGAACUAACGCAUUUGUGGUCAAAUGCGGUGGGAUCAUUUCCGCAUCUCCCACGUAUUGGUUAUCUGCAGGUUUAUUGUUGUCCAAAACUAGUUUCGUUGGUAGCUAAAGGCCAGCUGCCUCCAACUCUAAAGGAACUACAUAUAAAUUCUUGCGACAAUAUUCAGAUUUUGGUAGACGAAGAUGACACCAACAGCUGCGGCAGCAGCGGUGACAACAGCACAUCUCAUGAUCUUCAGGUGUUAAAUAUUUCCCAAUGUCCAUCCCUCAAAUGCCUAAUAUCAAGCGGUGAAUUGCCUGCAGCACUUCAAGAUUUAUGUAUUACUUCAUGUCCAAAGCUGGAGUCAAUAGCGAAGGAAUUACAUCAUAAUUCAUUGCUUCAAUCCAUUACCAUUUUUCGUUCUGGAAAGCUUAAGUCCUUACCCACCAGUAUACACAGUCUCAGCCGUCUCCACUGGAUUCACAUUGAGGGUUGUCCAAGUCUGGAUUACUUCCCGGACGGUGAGUUGCUCCCUACCAACCUGACUAAACUUGAUCUUGUCAGCUGCAAGAAUAUGCAGGCCGUGCUCAAUCGCAUACACACCUGCACCUCUCUUCAAUCAUUCAGAAUGGGGCAAUGUCCAGGAGUACUUGUAUCCUUUCCAGAAGAAGGUCUUCCCACCAACCUAACACAUCUUUCAAUCCAAGAUAGCAGUAUCGCUCAGGCCUUGUUUGAGGGGGGGUUGCACAAGAUUACCUCUCUCCAACGGCUUAGAAUUUGCGAUGGAUCUUCGCACCCGGUGUCCUUUCCAGAGAUGAAUCUGCCUACUUCUCUAACCGAGUUGGCCAUUGUUAACUUUCUAAAUCUGGAAUACUUGUCUCUCGAGGGCUUUCGAAACCUCACAUCACUUCAACUCCUGUGUAUCGAAAAUUGCAAAAAACUUGCAUCCUUUCCAAAGAAGGGCCUACCUCCCUCACUCCGAAGACUUAGCAUUGUUGAUUGUAAAAAGUUCACGUCAUUUUCACCGAACUCUUUGCCUCCCUCACUCCUGGAGCUUUUUAUCUUAGGAUGUCCUUUGCUGGAAAAAUGGUGCAAGAAAGAACGAGGACGGGAGGGAUCUACGAUAGCCCACAUCCCUCACGUUGCAUUUAGUAGUUAUUACUCGGUGUGGUAAAUUUCUUAUGUAUCUCUAGCUGAAGACUUUAUUGCUAAGAGUUUCAGUUGAACAUUUCUACGUAUAUUUCAAAAUUCUAGUGGGGAUGGUAGAAUACUGACAAGUUUGUGUGAA